AUGUUCAUAGAAUUAUCCUUUUCUAGCCGUGUGUAUUUUGCCGACUCCAAGCUGGAUUACAUUGAAUUUGUCGAUUAUGAUGGAAAAGGACGCGUUCAAGUUCUCGCUUCGACCAAGCUUAUACAACAUCCUCAUGCAAUGUCUAUAUUCGAAGACCAUAUUUACUAUAGCGAUCGUCGACUUCAACGGCUUCAGCUUUAUCCCAAAUAUCCGAAUGGAACGAGUCGGGAAUAUCCUUCACAUUCCUUCUCCAAGGCUUUGGGUGUUAUAGCUAUUCAUCCAGUUUUGCAACCACAAAUAAAAGAAAACCCAUGUUCUACAUCCGGGUGCUCCCAUAUUUGUGCAUUGGGUGCUAAUGGUACAUUCACAUGCCUCUGUCCAAGUGGUCAUGUCAUUGAAGAAGGUGGAGGUGGACGACAAUGUGUACUUGAUAAACGGCCAUUUAUGCUAUUGGUACACAAAUCAAUGGUCGUUGGAGCAGCUCUAAACAACGAGGGAGAAAGUUCAAAUAAAAAACAUUUGCCACAUGAAAUUGGAGGAAUUGUGCCAAUCAGCGGGCUUAGGAAUACUGACGUAAUCAUUAUAAGCGAUCUUAAAUCUAAUAUCUUCUUCAUUAGGAUGCUGAAUACGACCCUUUGA
This is a messenger RNA of Meloidogyne enterolobii, 639 nucleotides long. Lineage: Eukaryota; Metazoa; Nematoda; Chromadorea; Rhabditida; Meloidogynidae. The record is from the annotation of a GenBank genome assembly.